AAAAGGCGAAAUGCUUGAUGAGCAUCGUCCACAAUUAGCGGAGCCAUCGGAGAGGAGAGGAGGAGCCAAGGAGCCGCCGCCCAGCAACAACCGAUGGACCAUGUUGAUGCCGGUGCUGGAAUACUCGUACAACAGACACAUAGCCAAGAUACCAAAUUGUAAAAUGAGGCGAACGACGACGCUUAGAGUGGCAUCGAUGCGGAUGGGGUUGCUGUUCCUCCAACUGUUGCUGGUGCCGCUGCUCCACUGCCAGGCGGUGGAUCCAGCGGCCAGCGGUGGUGCUGGUGCUAUUGCUGGCGGUACUGUCGCUGGCGGAGGAGUCAGCGCUGGUGCUGGUGCUCCCGGAGGUGCGGCAGGGAGCAACAGCCUCAAUGGCGGACCAGCGGGUGGCACACUGAGUGCCAAUCUCACGGAAUUGGGCAGUCCCGGCGUUCCGGGCAUUUGUUGUAGUUUGGUUUGGUUUUGGUUUCUGGAUCUGGACUUCAACGUGGGAGCAGCAGAAGCAGCGGCAGCAGCAAAUCAUAAUUAAUCCAUCGAUUUUCCAGCAUUCUUUUUUCAGCAUUUUCCAGCUUCAAUAAUUCACACAAAUCAUUUCAGCUAUAAAUAUAAAUUCUUUUUACAGCAUUUAACAAUGAGUUUUUCAGCAAACAAGAGAAUUUUUUCAGUACAGUAGAGUUUUUCCCUUUUAUUAUUGAUUGGAAUACAUAUUACGGAUCCAAUUACAAAUUGAUGAGCGGGUAAUGAACGCCACAAAAAAAAAGACGCCACAGAACUUGUACGACAGUUUGUCAGACAUCAGAUACAACGGACAGCGGGUGGUCGCAAACAGCUGGAGAGAUGCAGAUGUCCGGGAUUGGGAUUGUAUUUCUUUGAAGAAGUGACAACCCUUCAGAUACAUUUACGACUGCUGGCGGGAGUUGUGUGCUUGAUUGCGGCUCAAAGAAAUGAAUUCCAUAAUGUUCCACUAUAAUAAGUGCAUUAAAUUAAAAACGAGGGGAAACGUUUGAUCAGAUCUCAUCCAGGUUCAUCAAUCUGAUAUAUACGGUUAUUCCCUAUAAUUAUAAGCUGGAUACUGGAUACAACAUUUAGUUUCUAGAGCUCUUAUGGUCCCUGAGAUUUAGGCGCUGAUCGGGACCGCCAGACGGACAGUCAGACAUGGCUAUAUCGACGUGGCUUUUGAUGCUGAUCAGGGAGAUAUAUAUG
Drosophila persimilis is the source of this 1203-nucleotide messenger RNA. RefSeq lists its product as uncharacterized. The transcript has 4 exons. Bases 11 to 529 code for a protein of 172 amino acids. The record is from RefSeq and is a predicted model, not a curated record. Lineage: Eukaryota; Metazoa; Arthropoda; Insecta; Diptera; Drosophilidae.